Molecule: messenger RNA, 3127 nt
Organism: Gossypium arboreum
Lineage: Eukaryota; Viridiplantae; Streptophyta; Magnoliopsida; Malvales; Malvaceae
Product: protein PAF1 homolog
Exons: 12
Coding region: 954-2975 (673 amino acids)
Biological process (GO): transcription elongation by RNA polymerase II
Cellular component (GO): Cdc73/Paf1 complex
Molecular function (GO): chromatin binding; RNA polymerase II complex binding
Source: RefSeq, a predicted model, not a curated record
CUAAUUAAGACUUAAGAAUUUGACCCGUGUCAACAUGGCAGAGCAAAGAGCAGCAGGGUUGUACUUUUCUUCUUCUAGUGUUUUAGUAGGCACAAGACAGAUUUUUUUUAGGUUGGGUGAUUGGGUUGGAUUGAUUAAAUUUUUUAGGGUUUGGUAUGUUUUCGAUGGAUUUGGGUUGCAAAAGUCGGUUUAACUGGUUUUGCAUUGGUUCAUUCGGGCGGUUCAACUGAAGUUCACGACUCAACUAGUUCUCAUCCUUACUCCGGAUUUCAAUAACAUUGGAAAAAACAAAGAAAUAAUACUGAAUAUAUAAAACCCAAAAAUAAAUCCAAAACCAAGUAAAAGAGGAUAUUAUACCCUUCCCGGUUCCGGCCAACUUUUUCCGGUCAAUCACUCACGCAUUUUGGUUUUCGCUUAGAGCUGUAAAUAAUAAACAUAUAUUAGUUCGGAUUUCAAUUGGUUAGGGUUUCUUUUUUCUCCCUUCAAUACAGUAGGAGCUGGUUUUUGCUUUCAAGUAUUUACUGGUUAGAUUCCAGAGCAGUCUCUAUCUCUUUCCUAGGGUUUGUGGAAUUCAGAGUUCAAUUCGUUGCUCUGUUUAUCUCAUUUAACGCUUUCUUCCCACUAAUUUUUUUGCCGACCUGAUUAAAUUAAAAAUUUUUGGCGGUUGAUUUUGCUAGGGUUUUAGCUACUUAAGCUGAAUUCUGGAAAUUAGGAUUUCGAAGUUUCGAAUUUAUUCCUUUUGGGUUUUUUUUUUCUUGAAAGGAAAAUAGGAAAUUUCAAAUUCGAGUUGAAGGUUUUCCAAUUUGAAUAAAUUUCUUCAAGAAAACUAGGAGAAAAAAGAAGCCCAGAAUUCAAAAUCUCAAGUUUCAUGUUUUACUGUUCUUUUAUGCGGCUUUCUUAUUGAUUUAUCUCUGUUUUUGAUACUGUGAUGAAGUGAAUAAAAGAGAAGAAGAAUGGCCUCGUAUAGGUCAUUCCCACCACAAUCCUUUCCUCCUCCACCUCCACCAAAUCAAAAUCCUCUCCCACCCCAACAACAUUAUGAUCAAAAUUACAAUCAAAUGAAUUUGAAAUCAAAUUAUCAUUACCCUUCUUCAAGACCGCCCCAACAACAGCAGCAGUCACCGCCUCCUCCACCUCCACUUCCACAGCAGCAAUAUUCUUAUCCCCCACCGCCUCCGCCACCUCCGGAUUCUUCCUAUCCACAUCCCCCACCCCUUCCUCUGCCAACAGUGUCGCAAAAUACCUUCAACUCACAGCCACCAAUAUACUAUCCACCUUCACAGUACUCAUCACAGUAUGGCAAUCAAGCAGUGCAGCCACCUCCUCCACCGCGUCCCCCAAGUUCUCCCGGUUCUUUAAUCCCUCCACCUCCUCCUCCCAGUUCUCCACCUCCGCCUCCUCCAAAGGAGAGUUCUGGGGACAAGAGGUUAAGUGAGCGCAGUAAAGUGGGGAAUAGAGAUUUUUCAGGUUCUGGAAGGCGUGAACAUGGGCAUUCCAAUCACAGGAUUGGUGGUAGAGAGCACAAGCCAAUGGUGCCCCCUGUAAAGAACCCAAAUUUUCAUGCAGGAAGAGUGGAAACAGAGGAAGAGAGGAGGUUGAGGAAGAAGAGGGACUUUGAGAAGCAAAGACAAGAGGAGAAUCAUAGACAGCAGAUGAAGGAGUCGCAGAAGGCCCAAUUAAUGUCUUCCAGCAAAGCGCAUGGUUCAAUGAUAGGCUCACGGAUGGGAGAUAGGAGAGCUACACCAUUUUUGAGUGGUGAGAGGAUUGAGAAUAGAUUAAAGAAGCCAACUACGUUCUUGUGCAAGUUGAAAUUCCGAAAUGAACUUCCUGAUCCAAGUGCACAGCCCAAACUUAUGGCCUUGAAGAAAGAUAAAGAUCGGUUUACAAAAUACACCAUCACCUCUCUGGAGAAAAUGUACAAGCCUAAACUUUUUGUUGAGCCAGAUCUCGGGAUACCACUGGAUUUGCUUGACCUCAGUGUGUACAAUCCUCCUAGUGUUAGACCACCACUUCCCCCAGAAGACGAGGAACUCUUGCAUGAUGAUGUAGCUAUAACCCCUAUAAAGAAAGAUGGCAUAAGACGAAAAGAAAGACCCACUGAUAAAGGUGUUUCUUGGCUUGUUAAAACACAGUACAUUUCUCCACUUAAUAUGGAAUCAAUGAAACAGUCUUUGACUGAAAAGCAAGCAAAAGAACUGCGAGAACUUAAGGGAGGCCGUAAUCUUUUGGAGAACCUUAACAAUAGGGAAAGACAAAUAAAAGAAAUUGAGGCAUCAUUCGAGGAAUCCAAGUUACGUCCUGUCCAUGCAACCAAUAAAAACUUAGAGCCUAUUGAAGUUAUGCCUCUCUUACCUGAUUUUGAUAGGCACAAUGAUCAGUUUGUUAUGGUGGCAUUUGAUGGUGCUCCUACAGCUGACUCGGAAAUAUUCAGCAAGCUUCAUGGCUCUGUUCGUGAUGAACAUGAAUCAAGGGCCAUUAUGAAAAGUUAUGUGGCACCAAGCUCGGAUCCAGCUAAUCCUGAUAAAUUUUUGGCAUACAUGGUGCCUUCCCUUGAUGAGCUGUCGAAGGAUAUGUAUGAUGAGCUCGAAGAUAUCUCAUAUUCUUGGGUUCGCGAGUACCACUGGGAUGUGCGGGGUGAUGGCGCAAAUGACCCAACAACAUACCUGGUUUCAUUCAAUGAAGGAGAUGCCCGCUAUGUGCCUCUUCCAACAAAGCUUAAUUUAAGAAAAAAGAGGGCCAGAGAGGGAAGAUCUGGUGAUGAGAUUGAACAUUUUCCUAUACCUUCCAGAAUUACUGUAAGGAGGAGAUCAACAGCUGCUGCAAUAGAACUGCAAGAGCCAGAGGUUUAUUCCAACACAAGGGACAGUAAUUCGAGAAGGUUGGAUGCGGAAGAUGGCGUGGGAAGAACACGGAAGCUUGCACGACAUCAAGAUGUGGGUCAGUAUAGUGGACAUGAAGAUGACUUCUCUGAUUGAUUGGUGCAAUGCAUGAAAUGGGGGUAACCCCCGUUUACAACAUUUUUGAGGAAAUAAAUCAAAGAUGGCGAGAUGUAUCAUCCCCCCAUUAUUUUCCUAACAUAAAUUUGCUGUGACCAUAGUUCAAUUCAGUGGAGAUGGAUUUUUCUUUA